This is a messenger RNA of Cyprinodon variegatus (sheepshead minnow), 3326 nucleotides long. RefSeq names its product glucuronic acid epimerase (gene glce). The record is from RefSeq and is a predicted model, not a curated record. Gene Ontology annotation, cellular component: Golgi apparatus. The transcript has 5 exons. Gene Ontology annotation, molecular function: heparosan-N-sulfate-glucuronate 5-epimerase activity. The coding region runs from base 128 to 1903 and encodes 591 amino acids. NCBI's taxonomy places the organism in Eukaryota, Metazoa, Chordata, Actinopteri, Cyprinodontiformes, Cyprinodontidae. Gene Ontology annotation, biological process: heparan sulfate proteoglycan biosynthetic process.
UGCUGAGGAAGCUGCAGGUUGGAAGAAGCAGAGGAUCGAACUGUUGGCAGACUAUGAUGAAGUUGGACGGCAUGUUGAUCCAGCUGUUUGUUUAUUUUUGAAGCAUCUGGAGAGGCUGGUUGUGACAAUGCGCUGCCUGGCUGCUCGGGUGAACUACAAGACCCUCAUAGUUAUAUGUGCCCUCUUCACACUCAUAACGGUGCUGUUAUGGAACCGCUGCUCCAGUGACAUCUCCCUUCGGUUCCUCCCUCGGGCGGCAUUUGUGGCUCCGAGUGCAAAGAUCAGUAGCAGCCAGCAACAACCGCCACAGCCUCCAGAGCCCCCACCUGUUGUUGGCGUGGUUGGUGGAAUCAAAUACGAAGAAAUCGACUGCCUGAUCAACGACGAAUCCACCAUCAAAGGCAGACGAGAAGGAGCGGAGGUCUACCUUCCCUUCAGCUGGGUGGAGAAAUACUUUGAAGUAUAUGGAAAGAUUGUGCAGUAUGAUGGCUAUGAUCGCUUUGAGUUCCAGCACAGCUACUCCAAGGUCUAUGCCCAGCGGGAGCCCUACCACCCAGAAGGAGUCUUCAUGUCUUUCGAAGGAUACAAUGUCGAGGUCCGCGACCGUGUAAAGUGCAUCAGUGGAGUAGAGGGUGUGCCUCUCUCCACUCAGUGGGGCCCUCAGGGUUACUUCUAUGCCAUCCAGAUUGCCCAGUACGGUUUGAGCCAUUACAGCAAAAACCUGACCGAGCGUGCUCCCCACGUGGAGGUCUAUGACACAGCCGAGGAGAAGGACAGCAGGGUCAGCACAGCAUCCUGGGGUGUGCCCAAAGGUUGCAGCCUGAGUCGUGUUCAUGACAAGACAAGAUCUACCUCUGUGCGUCAGUUCAGCGCUCCAGAGUCCUCAGAGGGCAUUUCUCUGCAGCUGGGCAACUUGAAAGACUUCAUCCUCAGCCUGGACUUAAAGUUCACCUCCAAUGGCAGCGUGUCCGUCGUCCUAGAAACCACAGAGAAGGGGCCGCCCUACACCAUCCACUACCAGACCAGCACGCAGCUCAUCGCCUUUAAAGACCAUGACAUCACCUACGGCAUCGGGCCUCGCUCCUCCUGGAGCACGUUGACCAGAGACCUGAUGACCGAUCUCAGGAAGGGAGUCGGAUUGUCAAACACUAAGGCUGUCAGAGCUACAAAGAUCAUGCCCAGACGGGUGUUGCGGUUAGUCCUGCAUGGGCGGGGCUUUGUCGACAACGUUACCAUCUCCACCACUGCCCACAUGGCUGCCUUCUUCGCUGCCAGCGACUGGCUGGUGCGCAACCAGGACGAGCGAGGCGGCUGGCCCAUCAUGGUCACCCGAAAACUGGGCGAGGGCUUCCGGCCCCUGGAACCUGGCUGGUACUCGGCCAUGGCUCAGGGCCAGGCCAUGUCCACCCUGGUGAGAGCCUACCUCCUCACCAAGAACCAUGCUUACCUCAACGCUGCCCUCAAGGCAGUAGGACCAUAUAAGGUGCCUUCAGCGCAGCACGGAGUCAAAGCGGUGUUCAUGAACAAGUACGACUGGUAUGAAGAGUACCCCACCACCCCCAGCUCGUUCGUCCUCAACGGCUUCAUCUACUCCCUGUUGGGGCUUUACGACGUCGCUGAGACAGCAGGGGAGAUUCUGGGCAGAGAGGCAGGUCAGCUGUUCAGCCGCGGCAUGGAGUCUCUAAAGGCCAUGCUGCCCCUCUUUGACACGGGGUCCGGGAGCAUCUACGAUCUGCGUCACUUCAUGUUGGGCACGGCGCCCAACCUGGCCCGCUGGGACUAUCACACCACGCACAUUAACCAGCUGCAGCUGCUGGCAUCCAUAGACAACGCUCCCAUCUUCAGGGAUGUGGUGAAGCGCUGGAAAAACUACUUAAAAGGGAUUCGUGCCAAGCACAACUAGUGGAAGUCAGCAGAUUUUACCUCCGUGUUUAGAAGAGAAUCAGUGUUUAGAAAGUAAGAACAAAUCAGAAGAUUUCAUAAAGAGGCGCGUGCACACGUGUGUGUGUGAGUGUGUGUGUGUAUGAGUGAAUCACUACUGUUUGACGGCCUGAAAGAUGAGUUGCUAUACUUUAUGCGCACUGUUGCAGGUUUGACAUUUUCUGUUAUGUUGACUGCUGCUCAACUGUUUCUGCGUCUCUGUAAUUAUUAUUACAGACCUAGUUUCAGUGCGAGAGUGUGAAGGGUGUUUUCAUAUAAGAUAUACGCAGAAAAGGAACGUUUUUGACUUGCUUUGAUUCAUCUACUUUUCUUUCAUUAUGAUAAGUUUACUGAAGUAAACUGUGAAAAUCUGAGAGUGUUAUAAACUAAAAAAAGGUUUUGCUGAAAGAGGCUCAUCAUAAAAAAGAUGGCGCUUAAAAAUCACUGCAUCUGUGUUUGCUCAUGAUUUAUUUCACCUGCUUUUCAUAAUUAUGAUAAACAAUCCCACGGAAGGAUUAUCUCAAAUAUUCUUUCCCCAAUUUUUCUUUUUUUUCUUUUUUAUUAUAAAGAUAUGGAAUAGACUUCUAAUAAAUGAGAUGAAGCUGACUUAAAGACAAUGGAGGCAGCAAAAGUGUGCCUGGUUUCUUGGAGAUAAAUGCAUCAAGCUUCAAUCAUGCUUGUAGACACUGUUGUUACCAGGAAACCAUUCUUAGCUGCUUUUCCUGGUUUUAAUAGGCCACAAAAACGGCAAACCAGACUGCAGACAAAAAAAAAACACCCUCUGCAUCAAUUUGAGUUUACCUUGGAAAGUUAAAUGAUUCUGUGCUGAAUCAGUUUGAGCACCGAUGUGAUUGCAACUAAUCACAAAUCAGGAGGAAAAAUGUGAACGGAACCUUUUUCAAUCAAUGAGCACCGCAGCACCCUCCGCUUUUAUAUACACCCCGGCUAAAAAUGCCUAAAAAAGCCUUCAUUUAAAUCUGUCCGCUCUGCAUGUAUAAUCCUAUUCUUUUUCUGCUUUUUUUAUUUUUACCGGCUAAAUUUGUGUUCAAAAACCUUCCUAAAAUCGGCCGUUAGUAGGGUUGGACAAUUAUUCAACAUUAUGAUCUUGCAAUAUAACUUUAUUUAUUACUGAUGACAUGACAUUUACAAUAUUUUAAUUUACAUAACAGUCUAUGAUUACAGCAUGUGUCACUGAUUGAUGUCUGGGUUUUAUCCUUUUUGUUUUGAAAGCUGAAAUUUCUAAACACUUACAUUGAAGGAGUUUUAUUAACUUGGUAAAAUAAUUGUCAUAAGUUCACUGCAAAAACGAUCUACAAAUAAGUAAUCAUUUCUUAAAUAAAGUGCAUUUACUCUUAAUUUGAGCAGGUAGAUGAGAUUAUUAACCAAUUAAAUUAUAUUUUUUAACU